AUGGAAGAAGACCUCUCCAACUACCACCACCACCUCCACCACGCCAUGGAAAUCGAGCAACAGCAGCUUCAGAACAUCACCGCCAGUUCUCAUUUGCUCAAUCCCUUCGAAACCCAACAAGAAACAAACUGGGGGGACAGUAACAACGAAAUGCAGCAACAACAACUGCCACCAAUCCCAACACCUGACCUUCUCAGCCUUUUCCACCUGCCGGAGACGGCGUCUGGAGUCAUGUACGAUCCAAUGUUCCAGCUGCCUCCUCCUCCGCAACCGUUCCGGGAGCAGCUGCUGCCAUACGGGUGCAACUCGAGUUUGUUCAGCAAUGGUGGGGAUACUCACUUGUUUGAGAAUGGGGUGCUGGAGUUUUCCAAGGAGAUGAAGCCCUUUGGAAGAGGGAGAGGUGGGAAUAAAGGGACCAAACACUUUGCUACUGAGCGACAGAGGAGAGUCCAGCUCAAUGACAAGUUCACUGCUUUGAGGGAACUUGUUCCAAGCCCAACCAAGCCUGAUCGAGCAUCUGUGGUGGGAGAUGCCAUUGAUUACAUACAGGAGCUCAAGAGGACUGUGAGUGAGCUGAAGCGUCUGGUGGACAAGAAAAGGUGUGGGAGAGAGAGGAGCAAGAGGCACAAGACAGAGCAGGACAUAGGUGCCGGAGACGACGAUGAGAGCUGUAACAAGCCUCUUGGUGACCCUGAUCAUGACCACUCCUACAACAAUGGCUCUCUGAGGAGCUCAUGGCUGAAAAGAAAGUCUAAAGACACUGAGGUCGACGUCCGAAUUAUUGAUGAUGAAGUCACCAUCAAACUGAUCCAGAGGAAGAAGAUUAAUCUGUUGCUCUCUGUUUCCAAGAUUCUUGAUGGGUUGCAGCUUGAACUUCAUCAUGCUGCUGGGGGACACAUUGGGAAUUCAUACAGCUUCUUAUUCAACACCAAGAUGUACGAAGGGUCUUCUUUGUAUGCCAGUGCCAUUGCCAACAAGCUCAUUGAUGCCCUGGAUGGACAAUAUGCUGCAAUUCCACCUUCCAACAGUUAUUAG
Messenger RNA from Argentina anserina (silverweed cinquefoil), 1035 nucleotides. Its product is annotated as transcription factor bHLH91-like. Bases 1 to 1035 code for a protein of 344 amino acids. Gene Ontology annotation, biological process: regulation of DNA-templated transcription; anther wall tapetum development. The record is from RefSeq and is a predicted model, not a curated record. Lineage: Eukaryota; Viridiplantae; Streptophyta; Magnoliopsida; Rosales; Rosaceae. The transcript has 3 exons. Gene Ontology annotation, molecular function: protein dimerization activity.